Emiliania huxleyi CCMP1516 is the source of this 1488-nucleotide messenger RNA. RefSeq lists its product as hypothetical. Gene Ontology annotation, molecular function: GTPase activator activity; small GTPase binding. Gene Ontology annotation, biological process: activation of GTPase activity; nucleocytoplasmic transport. The record is from RefSeq and is a predicted model, not a curated record. Gene Ontology annotation, cellular component: cytosol; perinuclear region of cytoplasm; nucleus. Lineage: Eukaryota; Haptophyta; Isochrysidales; Noelaerhabdaceae. Bases 1 to 1488 code for a protein of 495 amino acids. The transcript is spliced from 2 exons.
AUGGGCUGCUUCUCCGGCCGCGUCGAGGCCCCGACCGAGGAGCUGCCCGCCGACACCGCCCCGCCGACGCAGCCGGCAGACGCCCUCCCCCCCGCCCCCGAUCUCGGCGUGAGCGAGACGAAACUGGAGCCGCCCGGCCCUCCCGCCGUCGAACUCGACGUCCCGACGCCCGCCGACACCGCCGCGCCGACGCAGCCGGCCGCCGCCUUCCCCUCCGCCACCGAUCUCGGCGUGAGCGAGGGGAAGCUGGAGCUGUGGCGCAAGCGCGGCGGCGGCGAACUCGAGCCGGUCCUCGCGAGCAGCGCCGUCGCCGUCCUCGACGCGCAGUGGGUCAUCAGCCACGCCGAGGCGGGCGGCGUCCUCACCCACCGUCAGGCGCUGCCCAAAGAGGCCUUCCUCUCUUUCGCCGACCUCGUCGAGGCGACCGGCGAGUAUGGCUACCUUCCCGUCGCCGCGCUCUCCUACCCGUGGCUGACCAAGGACCACCCCGACCCGCGCGGAGCCAACCUCGCCCGCGUCGCGAGGGCGCUCAAGGCCCUGCUCAGCGACCAUCCCGUGUUCGGCAAACCCGUCAACCCGCGGCUCGGCGUCUUUUGGGACUUCGGCUCGCUGCACCAGCACCCCGACCCCCCCAACGGCGUCCUGCGCACCGAGGAGCAGAACGCGCUCUUCAAGCAGGGGCUGAGCUGCCUCGGCACGCUCUACUCCCACCCGAAGACAUACGUGCUGCGGCUGACCUCCUUCCCGGACGGCCACAAGGCGGAGGACCAGGCCGAGGGCACCAACGUGGCAAGUACUUUGACCGCGGCUGACCUCGGCAAGAUGCGCGCCGGCGUGGAGUACGGCUACGGCAGCCUCAUCGACGACUGCGUCCAGGACGGCGGCCGGCGCCCUCCGCUGCUGCCGUCUGCGUUCGCGGCGGAGCUGGAGAAGAAGAGCUUCACCAACGGCAAGGACGACAAGCCGCUGGUGAAGCAGCUGUACGAGGCCGCCUUCAAGGAGCAGUUUGGCAAGGCGACCGUGCUGAACUACCGCGGCCUCGGCUGGGGCGACGCGGAGGCGGCGCAGCUGGCGGAGGUCCUCGCGAGCGGGGCAGCGCCGCGGCUCGAGAGGCUCGAGCUCCAGCGCAACAAGAUUGGCGACGAGGGCUGCAAGGCGCUGGCCGCCGCCCUCGGCAAGGAGGGGGCAGCGCCGCGGCUCGAGACGCUCUCUCUCGGCGAAAACAAGAUUGGCGACGAGGGCUGCAAGGCGCUGGCCGCCGCCCUCGGCAAGGAGGGGGCAGCGCCGCGGCUCAAGGAGCUCUAUCUCUUCUGCAACGAGAUUGGCGACGAGGGCUGCAAGGCGCUGGCCGCCGCCCUCAAGGAGGGGGCCGCCCCGAGCUUGAAGGCGCGAGACGCCCCCCUCGCCACACGCCCCUCCCCCGCCCAAUGCUCAUCGCACCUCCCCUCGCGUGCAGUAUCUCUUCGUGGACAACAGGGAGCAGCCUGA